GUUGAGGCAAUGUUUGGGAACUGGCAAUUCGGGAUGAAACAUAUAGUUCAGUGGGUCGGUCCAGUAUUAGAUGCAGAUUCUAAUUACAAAGGUAGGAUUAAGUUAUUGCUCCCUAGCGCAUCACCCCUACUGCAGUCAGUGACACCUUUGGACAGUGGAAACUACUCCAUUAGAAUGGAAUCAUAUGUGGGUUUUUCAACUACAGCACAGUUCACUCUACAGAUACUCGCUGAGCCCAGGGAUUUUACUCUCCUAAUAGAAAACAAAUGGAUUAAUGUGACCGUCGGAGGAAAUGCUCUAUUCUCAGUGAAUCCUUCAGCCCGGGUGAAGAGCGGGAGCUGGAAUUUCACAGGAAAGAUGAUCGCCUGGUGGAUCGCUACAACUGUUGAUAGAAAUGAUGACUACAGAUGGCGGGCCAACAUAGUCCUCCCUAACGGAUCACUCCUGCUGCAGUCAGUGGCAGUUUCGGACAGUGGAGACUACACUGUUAGCCUGACUCCAGAUGUGGGCGGAGAAACAACAGCAACCAUCACUCUGCAUGUCCUUGAAAUAACUAACAAAGAAAACAUCUCCUCUGUCGGAAUUAUAAUAGGCAUAGUGAUCAUAAUUUUUGCUGUAAUCAUUGGGAUAACUAUAUGGGGUAUCAGGAAGAAAAUAAGCAGGGCAAAAGGUGGAUCACAACAAAAUAAUAUAAGAGUGGCUUCACCAGGAAACGGCCUAGAUGUGUCUGCAGUCCCCAUCACUCAUAAAUCUGCUCUCUGACGUGGCCUCGCGAGCCAACUAGGGACUGGCAAAAGAUGCCGGCCUAGCCAGCCAGCCACGCCCACAUUCCGGAAAUGAAGUUAACCGGCACGCUAAGCUUAUGGAAGUCAAAGUAACUGAAUCUCAGACAGAACAUAUCAUGGGAAAUUAACCGCCUAUUUCGAAAUUCUCUCCAAAAACCUUUUGGACAACCCAUGGGGCCAGGUCCGCCGGACCGUCGUACGAAAACGUUCAGAGCACAGAUAACGCUGAGAAAGCAGUUGGGAAGUCUCCGGAUCGAGACUCAUAUACGCAAUUAAAGCUGGAAGAUCAAUCGAUGUACUACAGACUGAGAAAAUGGGGUGACGGAACAAAAGAAAGCACAAGUCAUCAAGCACCGCGUGAAAAUUAUGUGAACUCUUUCAGAAUAAGAUGGCAGCUCAAUAGAUAGCUGAAACGAGGAGAUGUUGUUACUUCAUUUUUGAAGACUUCAAUGCAAACCCUCAAUGAGUUGGAGGUGAAGCGCCUGCAAAUUAAUGGCAACAAGUAGAUAGGAC
Messenger RNA from Carcharodon carcharias (great white shark), 1298 nucleotides. RefSeq lists its product as uncharacterized. Gene Ontology annotation, cellular component: axon; plasma membrane; dendrite. Gene Ontology annotation, biological process: filopodium assembly; positive regulation of excitatory synapse assembly. The transcript has 8 exons. The coding region runs from base 10 to 762 and encodes 250 amino acids. The record is from RefSeq and is a predicted model, not a curated record. NCBI's taxonomy places the organism in Eukaryota, Metazoa, Chordata, Chondrichthyes, Lamniformes, Lamnidae.